This is a messenger RNA of Papilio polytes (common Mormon), 3247 nucleotides long. It is a transcript of the gene Vamp7, whose product is annotated as vesicle-associated membrane protein 7. The record is from RefSeq and is a predicted model, not a curated record. Lineage: Eukaryota; Metazoa; Arthropoda; Insecta; Lepidoptera; Papilionidae. Gene Ontology annotation, molecular function: SNAP receptor activity; SNARE binding. Bases 541 to 1200 code for a protein of 219 amino acids. Gene Ontology annotation, biological process: vesicle fusion; exocytosis. The transcript is spliced from 4 exons. Gene Ontology annotation, cellular component: membrane; SNARE complex.
GGGAUGUUCAUUUCGGAGUCAACAAAAUGAAAAGAUUUAACUUUUUCAACUAAGCAGAGGACUAGUUAAUUGCAUAUUCAGUACAGAAAUAACGCAAAGACUGGUGGCGAAAACAAAAAACGACGAGUCAUUUGUGUGUAAAUUAACUAUUAAUUCACGCAAUUAAAUGAAAAACGGUUAACAGUUGAAACGUUGAAGUAUGAAAAUUAUUCAAUUCAACUAGUUCGUUAAAUCUAUGCAUCCCUACUCUCUUUCACUCAUGUCACGUCAUGUCAUAUCAAGAUAAUUUUGUGCUUCAGCUUCACUUCAGCUUAUGUUGAAAUAAUUAAUUUAUUUGUAUACAGUUAAUGAUAAUUACCAGUUUUACUUAUUGUGGUCGUGACCAGAAAAAAUAUCUUACAAAAAUAAGUUCUCGUGAUUGAAAAGGAAAAUAAGUACGCAAAAAAUUGGUUGUGAUUAUACGUUGUAGAGUGACUAAUAUAUAUUGUUUUGUUUGUCUUUAUACUCUCAAUACCGCGAUUAUUGAAGCAAAUAAACAAAAUGCCGAUUCUAUUCAGCGUAGUUGCCCGGGGCACAGUUGUCUUGGCUAAGUAUGCUACUUGCGCUGGAAAUUUUACAGAAGUCACUGAACAAAUACUAACAAAGAUUCCACCUCGCGAUGACAAGCUUACCUAUUCACACGGGAAUUACUUAUUCCACUACAUUGCGGAAAACAAACUUGUAUACUUCUGCAUUACUGACGACAAAUUUCAACGUUCGAGAGCAUUCCUUUUUCUAAAUGAAAUCAAAAGAAGAUUUACUUCAGCAUUUGGGGAUACUGCACAGACAGCUAUCCCCUAUGCUAUGAAUGGGGAGUUUUCAAGAGUCCUGGCCACUGAGAUGACACAUUACAGCGAGUCAAAAGAUUUAGAUACUAUAUCUCGAGUGCACGGUGAACUUGACGAACUGAAGAACAUCAUGGUUAAAAACAUUGACAACAUGGCGAUGCGUGGCGAAAAACUAGAAUUACUGGUUAAUAAAGCUGAUAAUCUGGCAACACAUUCGGUCUCAUAUCGUGCGUCAGCUAGGACCCUCCAGCGUUCCUUGUUCUGGAAGAAUAUCAAGAUGUACGUGAUAUUGAUUCUUAUCGUUGGUUUAGCGAUAUAUCUGAUAGGCGCUAUGGCUUGCGGUGGACUUGCGUGGAAGUCUUGCGUUGCUUAAAUCUUAAUCAUGUUAUCAUCGAUAAUUGUAAUUAUAGAGAUGUAUACCACGAAAUGUUAGGCAUUCUAUAUCCUAAAGAUUAAAUUGCCUAACAGCAGUAAUCUCUAAUUGGUCGCUAAGAAGCCUUUUAGUGUAGAUUUAUUGUGAAAUUUACGCUAAGGGACUGCUUUGUGACCUUUUAUGAAUUGUAAAUGCGGCUGUAAUUGUAUUUUAUUUGAAAAAAUCUCUUUAAAAUGCUUUUUGAAAGUUAUAAAAAUUUUAUUCACCAUUUAAAACAGCACUUUUAGUUGUAGUUUGAAAUUUAAAAAUUCGACAAAAAUAUAUAAGUUUUGAUUUUCGAAUUUUGACGGUUACGAAAUAUUCCAGUCUACGCAAUGUUUUUAAAACAAGUGCACCGGUUUGUCGUUGAAAAAUUAUGCAAUUAUUAGCCAGUGAAAGUGUCCUAAAAAGUGAGUAGCGAAAUUAAUUUGUGUGUUUCGAGUUGAACGGUAAAUUAAAGGACAUAUUCUGACUGGUAUUGUAAAAGACAAAUAGAUGUUUGUAUGAAAGUAUUUACCUUGGUUGCGUUGUAUUUGAUGCACUAAAUUUGAUCUGUAUGUGCCAGUGAUUAAAUAUCAAAGACAAAUUCAAGUUUCUAUAGAAUUUCCCUACUCAUAAUAUUUACUCAUAAAAUUCAUUAAUUUUUAACUUUAAUAUAGUCCCCUCUACAACUUACAUAUGUCUAUCAGUAUUUAUCGUAUAACCUAAAAAGUGUGUGAUGUCAAAUAUAUGUUAAUUACUAUAGAAUUAUAGACCUACAAGGAUAUUUGACCUGUAGAAAUCAAACCAAAUUGUUACAGCUCACUAGCACUCUUGCAACGUCAAAAAGUGUCGUAAUAUUCAGACUGUUAGUGUCAUGUUUUGAAGUUUAUUUCAUUGUAUUUUGUAUUGAAAUUUAAAUUGUGAAUCUUUAUGAGUUCAUUUAUUAGUGUGGGUUUCAGCUGACUUUAUGAAAAUGUAAAUUUUUAUUUGUAUAGUACAAUAUUUGUAUAGUAAAAUUGCGAAUAAUUUUCAAUUGCAAAUGUCAAAAUUCAAAUAAUUAAACGACAUCGAAGGCCUUUGCCAUUCGCUAAUAAUUAUCGUUACUAUGGCAUUCUUGGUUCUUUGCUUCUAUUGGCUUGUUGUUUUUGUCAUUUUUAACAACGUCUAUUUUUUUUUCAAAUUAAUACACUUAAUUUAAAAAAACGUGAAGUUAUAUAGCUGUGGAUUCCACGCAUAGAUCUGCGCACAGUCUUCCAAAUCUUGAGCCCACAUGGUUGAAGUACAGGUUAAAAAUAAAAUUAAAAAGAAAACAUAUUUAACCUCCUUACCCUACAUAACCUAUAGCAUCUUGAUAGUGUAGGUGUUUCUAUAAAAAAGAGUAAUUAAAAAAUAUGCUGUAAUUGCUGAAACCCUACAUAACAAAGUGUGUGUUCAUGUUUUAUUGUAUGAAAAGUAUAGAUGAAAAUAUGUCAAUACAAGUUAAUGCAGUUUUAAGCCACUGUUAUGUUUCAUUUAAUUGUAAAAUAUUUUUGGAUUGCAGUUAAUGUCCUAUAUGUACUUUGAAAGUGGAAUAUACAUGUUUAAAUUUGCCUUAAUAAAGUUUAUGUACUAUUUUAUUUUGAAUAUUUUUUAUUUAAACAUGAAAAUUGUGGCUUAUGUUUAUAUGUUGACACUUAUGUUAUUAGGAGUUUAACUUUUAAUAUAAAAUUGUACUGUAGAAAUAUAUGUCACUGAUUCUUGUGGAAACAUUAGAAAGUGAUGCAAUAGAGAAAUAGAUUGAAAUGCCACCAAGAUUUUAUAUAUGUAUUUGUCAUACACACUACAAUUUCACAUAUAGAAAUAAUAAAACGCAUUAUUUGUGAAUACACUUCAAAAUAAUGUCUUGUGUUAAUGAUGUAUUGCCAUUAUAAAUAAUUAAAUUUGUAAAGCAAUUUUUGUCACUUUUAAAAUCCUAAUCUGUAAUGUUGACAAUGUUAGUAAUUUGUAUUUUUUUUAAUUGUAUUCAAUGUUUUAAUGAAGUGAGAGU